AUGUUCCACCAAGAGCCUCUCAAGUGGGAUGUCGUCGACUCGUACUGUGUCGAGCCAGUCCGCGUCGUAGUCGAGGACGAGGGUGCAACCAUCGUCCGUAUGGCUUCAAGUGAGAUUGUUGGCAACUACGUGUUCGACAUGGCUCCUGCCCCAGCACAUUCUCAACCUGCUGGUCCAGCCCGCAGGUCGUCUGGCUCGUCCUCAAAGCAUCAACCAUCUCCACCAUCAUCGCGACGUGGCAGCAUACCCCAAUCCUCGCGCACCCAAGACGGCUCACGAGCUCCUUUACGACACCAGAAUGCGGACAGCCGAGCAGUGCCUCAAGAUGGUGCUCCACAAUUGCAGCGUACCACCUCACCCGAGGCUACUUUGCCUCCUUCCGAUGCCGAACACUACACCCGCCACUCUGAAGGGCACACCCACGCGACGGGCGACCACGCGAGCACGAGUCAUGUUAAAUCCAACUCGCCAAAGCUCACGCGACUGUCAUCCGCUCUCUCCUUCUUCCGUACAAACCGUCGUUCGUCGACACCCUCAACAGACUCGGACCACGAAUCGCAUUCGGGCACAUCUGAUGGCGAGUCAGACUCGAGUAUGCGUUCCUGGACGAACCAGCUCCGCAUUCGCUCGCGUGCUCCCCAGGCUGUCGCUCCACCACCUCGCCCGGCUUACAAGAAGUCGGACCUGAAGAAGGCACUCAUCUUUGCGCGAGGUGAGAUCGUCAAGCAGGUGGAAGCUUCCGGAAAGAAUGCUCUGAUAGUCGAAGGAUGGGCCGUUACGGUGCUUCGACAAGGUUCUCGCUAUCGACUUCAGAUCGAAUACACUGCCCGCCCAGCGGUCGUCAGCUAUCCAGAUCAGCCACGCCUCAGAAGGCCACCUUAUCUCGAGGUCAUUGACUCGUAA
Molecule: messenger RNA, 903 nt
Organism: Serendipita indica DSM 11827
Lineage: Eukaryota; Fungi; Basidiomycota; Agaricomycetes; Sebacinales; Serendipitaceae
Source: the annotation of a GenBank genome assembly